AUUUUGUCGAUGUUAUAAGGAUUAAUUUGUUUUUUUCACAAGCGGCCACAGUAGCUAGUCGCAUACAAAGAGGCUCUCUAUUUUUUUCAUUACGAGAAGAACAGAAUUGAGAGGGAAAGUGGGAAGUCAAGACGUGAAGAGUAGCAGCAAAGUGGCAAUGGCGAUGACCUUACCAACGGCGUACCUCGCCAUCGCAUUCUUCCUCUCUCUCUUCUCCACUUCCAAUGCUGUCACUGUUGAUUCCACUGAGAUCAACCAUCCUCAAUUUCAAAAUCACCAAAUUUGCUCAAAUUCUGACACUAAUUUGGAAUGCGAAAUCCAGGAUAUGAAGCUCAAAAUUGCUCGAUUAGAACAUUUGACUGAGAUGACUGGCCAAGAACUCGACAGUAAAAGCCUUCUUAUUGGAAAUUGUGAGAUGAAAAUUGAGGAGCUUAGCCGUACUAUACAACACCUGGAUUCUGAUUUGUCCAACUUAAAGGAUGCACCAGACUAUGAGGAAAUGAUAAAUUUGCUUGAAGAACAGGUACGAGAAUUGGAGGCUGUCGUUAGAAGAAAUGACUUGAACAUCAGUCAAUUGAAAGUCAGGGUUAAGGAUGACAAGAGAUCAGUGGAAUCGCUUGCUUCAAAAGUUGAAUUGAUGGCAAAAAUCAUCCCAGAACUCUGGUUUCAUGUUCAGAAGCUUGAGCAGGCUCGCGAAGUCAUAGAAAGAAGAACAGGGGAGCUACGAUGGCACUUACGCAAUGAAAGAUGUUUAUUCUUUAAGUUUAUUAACAAAUUGCCUGGUAGAAGAUAUCAUGAUAUGCUAGUUGCCUACUCUUCAGAAGCAAUAAACCUACUAAGAAGAUCAUAUACUGCUAUCAAAAAGUAUCACCAUCAGUUGCAAGGUUUUCUCAGACAAAAGAUGGAGAUAAAUGAUUUUACUGCUGUUUUUGCCAGUGAAGAGUUGGUGUUCUAUCUGGUGUCUGUUGUAGUUGUAUUUCCUACCAUUCUUUUUCUGAGAUGGUUGUUAUCAGUUUUUUUUUCUCUGGCAUCUUCUGUGGCUGUUUUCCUGCUUACACUUGCCAUGAGCGUGUUGUCGUUGGUGCCUUUUCUGGUUUCUGCUCUAGCUGUUUUCUACCUCUUGUUUGCUUUGAGAUGAUUGUUGCCACACUGAAGAUAACUAAGAACAAUGCACAUACAGAAGAACCCUAGAAGAAACGACAAUUUUGGCGUUGAUAAUACGUAAUUCAGGAUUAUAGGUUGUAGGCUAAAUAUAUCAUUACUGCUAUACGCGAAAUUUCAGUGUAACAAUGUUAAUGUGCAGACUAUUACAGAUUGUACAGUGUUUUGCAAAACAUGUUCUCGUGAUUAUCAUAUUGCGGCGGUUGAAUUCA
This is a messenger RNA of Chenopodium quinoa (quinoa), 1373 nucleotides long. RefSeq lists its product as uncharacterized. Lineage: Eukaryota; Viridiplantae; Streptophyta; Magnoliopsida; Caryophyllales; Amaranthaceae. The record is from RefSeq and is a predicted model, not a curated record. The transcript has 11 exons. Bases 158 to 1138 code for a protein of 326 amino acids.